CCCACAGAUUAUUAAGGAGAGGGACGCGCGGUGUCAUGGCCGCCAACAGCGGCGCAGCCUCAGGUCCAGCGGUCUCUGAUGGUGAUGUCAGCAAAAGCUCAAAAUCUGGAGAUGAGCUAGUAAUUCAGGUUCCCGUGGUUGAUGUGCAGAGUGACAACUUUAAGGAGAUGUGGCCAUCCCUUCUGUUGGCCAUAAAGACAGCUAGCUUCGUGGCUGUGGACACGGAACUGAGUGGGCUGGGGGACAGGAAGAGUUUGCUGAAUCAGUGCAUCGAGGAACGUUACAAGGCCGUGUGUCACGCUGCCAGGACCCGUUCUAUCCUCUCCCUGGGCCUUGCCUGCUUCAAGCAGCAGCCAGACAAGGGCGAACAUUCGUACCUGACCCAGGUGUUCAACCUUACCCUGCUGUGCAUGGAAGAGUACGUCAUAGAACCAAAGUCUGUGCAGUUCCUGGUACAGCAUGGCUUCAACUUCAAUCGGCAGUAUGCCCAGGGUAUCCUGUACCACAAGGGCAAUGACAAGGGUGAUGAGAGCCAGAGCCAGUCAGUGAGGACUCUGUUUCUGGAGCUAAUCAGGGCCCGCCGGCCCCUGGUACUGCACAAUGGUCUCAUAGACUUGGUGUUCCUGUACCAGAACUUCUAUGCACACCUACCCGAGAGCCUGGGUACCUUCACUGCUGACCUGUGUGAAAUGUUCCCAGCUGGCAUUUAUGACACCAAAUAUGCUGCUGAGUUUCACGCCCGCUUUGUGGCCUCCUACCUAGAAUAUGCCUUCAGGAAAUGUGAGCGGGACAAUGGGAAACAGCGGGCAGCUGGCAGCCCACACCUAGUCCUGGAGUUCUGCAACUAUCCCUCUAGCAUGAGGGCUCACAUAGACUACCGCUGUUGUAUGCCCCCUGCGAUCCACCAUCCUCAUUCCACCAGCGUCUGUGAUAAGUUCUCGGCCUAUGGCUGGUGCCCCCUGGGAUCACAGUGUCCUCAGUCCCACGAUAUUGACCUUAUCAUUGAUACUGAUGAAGCUGCCAUGGAGGACAAGCGGCGACGGCGACGACGUAAGGAAAAACGGCGGAGGGCUUUGUUGGGCCUGCCUGGGAAACAGACCUCUGGGGAAACUGAGGAUGGCCCUCCCACAAAGCAGGUCUGUGGGGAAGGCCUCAAGGCUGAGAAAAUUGAGCAGGAGGUGGCUGAGGAUGAGACUAACAACCAGCCUGGCUCUCAGCAAGCUCACAAAAAUGACCUAGAGGUGGAACUUGAAGCAACAAGGCCUGAAACAGCUGAUGUGGCUACCUUAGAAGCACCAGGGAGUCUAGUCACUCCUGACCCAGUGCCUGCGGAUGGAUUGCAUCGGGCUGGGUUUGAUGCCUUUAUGACGGGUUACAUAAUGGCCUAUAUGGCAAUGAGUCAAGGACCUCAGCCCUGUAGUUCUGGACCCUGGCUACCUGACUGCCACAACAAGGUAUACCUGAGUGGCAAACCUGUACCCCUCACAGUGGCCAAGAGCCAGUUCUCCCGUUCCUCCAAAGCCCACAAGCAGAAGAUGAAACUAGCUUGGGGCAGCAACUGACCUAACUUCCACUGCACUCAGAGCCAAAGAAGAGAAAGCUAAGGGUAGAACAGAGGGCUCUGGGUCCCUCUGGCCUGUGAAUGUCCUCCUCCCAACUACUACAGAGUUGAGCAGGGGAGUUCCCGACACAGAUACUACUACAUUGCUCCUGGACCUUCUUGAUACCGGAGGCUCAGGAACAAUGGUACAAGUGAGAAAGCUGACCAGCACCUGUAACACCAACUUUAUUUUUAAAUCUGAAAGUGUCUUGGGAUAGUUUUACCAAAAAAAUCAGCAGAAACAAGUUAUGAAAAUA
Artibeus jamaicensis (Jamaican fruit-eating bat) is the source of this 1857-nucleotide messenger RNA. RefSeq names its product target of EGR1, exonuclease (gene TOE1). The coding region runs from base 36 to 1562 and encodes 508 amino acids. Lineage: Eukaryota; Metazoa; Chordata; Mammalia; Chiroptera; Phyllostomidae. Gene Ontology annotation, biological process: snRNA 3'-end processing. The transcript has 8 exons. Gene Ontology annotation, molecular function: metal ion binding; 3'-5'-RNA exonuclease activity; snRNA binding. Gene Ontology annotation, cellular component: Cajal body; cytoplasm. The record is from RefSeq and is a predicted model, not a curated record.